Messenger RNA from Pseudo-nitzschia multistriata, 3325 nucleotides. Lineage: Eukaryota; Bacillariophyta; Bacillariophyceae; Bacillariales; Bacillariaceae. The record is from the annotation of a GenBank genome assembly.
GUGCACCGCGAUCCAUCGAAAGCGCUACAGGACUUCCUUCCGGAUUCGUGCAGCAAAGGCACAAACGUUGGCAGUCUAGUAGUGGGAUAAGCAACAACAACAACAACAACAAAAGCAGCAGCAACCACGAGAACCACUACACAGCAGCAUGAAGGACCUCUUCUCCCCCGAUCGAACCGGUGUUGGUGGUCCCCCGGCGGACUCGGACGUGUCCAUGGACGAGGCCUCGAACGCCUCGGCGGCUCCGGGGGGUUUCCASGAAUCGUCCUCGUCGAUGGCGAUCGGCUCCCCUCCCCUCGCGCAGCGGAGAACGCGGAGGUCCCCCUUUCCGGGGACGGGCGGCCCGAACCAGGGCGUCCGAAGCCGCCUCUUUGCGGACGAGGCCGCCGACGGAAAGCCCCCGCACAAGGCCGGGAACCAGCACCACCAACUCCACCACAAGCCAACACCCUCCAUGAUCCUGAAACCCCUCGAUCUCAACAAGGAAUUCGAGUUUGCCGGCGGGCCGGACCCCCGGCCCCCCCACCACGCGACAACCACGGACCCAGCGGGCGGCGGCGGCGGAACCCAGGGGAAUCCCGGCCACCCCUCCCCCCGGCCCCCUUCGAACGCCACCGCUGCCCUGCGCAAGCGGCAGGCGGAGUCCCACGACCUCUACGGGAGCCGGUGGGCCCGGGGACCGGAGGAGGACGCCUUUUCCGCGGCGGAGAGCCCGAUGGACACCUACGCGUCUCCGCAGAUCUCUCCCUCGACGCCCGGCGGGGGGCGGGGAAGCGGGGCGGCCCCCGGGCACCCCCUUCCGAUCCAGUCCUUUUACGCGCAGCACCACCAGCCCCACCGGGGACCGGUUCCACACCCGCAGCACCCGCCGCCGCUCCACUGCCACAAGUCCCCCUCGCACUUCCAGACCAUGGACGGGAGGACGGUCCAGUCGAAGAACCCCUUUUCCCCCAUGAUCUUCGAUUCCGAGAAACUCACCCCGACGGUCCGCUUCCCGGUCGUUCCCAGCGCUUCCGGGGGGGCACCRRCGGCGCUGGGCCUCGGCCACCCGCUCCUCCUCACCACCGAUUCCCUCAGCGAGGACCGGAGGGGGACCCACCUGGUCCCGAGGCACAAGCUCCACAAGCGGGGGACCAACAGCCCCUGCCAUCCUCCAAAGGCACAASCGAUCCGGCAAGGGGAGCCGGUGGGCAUGGGCGUGUCCGGCCUGGUGCCACCCCCGCACGCGGGGCCGCACGCGGGGGAUGCCCCCUCUUCGAUCGAGCAAAAGGCCUCCCUCUACACGCGCAACGGGUACCCCGAGCGGACGGGCCGGUAUUCCUUUACGGGAUCCCCCAUCAAGGAGGGAGUCGCCAAGCCACCGGCCCUUCCUCCCCGCGAGCCAACCACCGAGGCCGGGUUCCGUGCCAACCUCCACAAGGUCCGGAGGCGGAGCAGGGGCGACGACGUCGUSGCGGCCCAGGGAGAAUCCUCCUGGAAACGCACGGACAUGACCGUCCACACGGGCACCGAUCCAAACCACGGCAGCAUCGGCAUCUACAACAGCAACAACAACAGCAGCAACGACAACAUCAGCAACACCCAUGGCUACGGAUUCUACAGCGCCCACGGCAGCAGCGGAAGCGGCCCGGAGCACAAGACCUUUUACUACAACCAGCAACCACCGAACCGCUUGGGCCUCCAGAACCACCCCUGCGACGACAACGUCAGCCCCACGGACGUUCUCAGUUUUCCGGCGCACUUCCGGGCCUCCCCCCCGGACACCUCGACGGUCCCACCGGCUCCCUCCAAGCCCGCCCGGAGGCCGCCGCUGCGGAAGUACACCCCGAUCCGCAGGGCCCCCGGGCCGCCCCGGACCCCCAAGCCGAGGAUGGUCCGGAGGUUCGGGGAAAUCGGAACGGGAUUCGGCGGGGACGACAGCAGCGACGAAGGCARCGGCGGAGGGGGAGCGAACCGCCACCGGAGCAGGCACCAGGGACCGGAAACAGCGGUCGGCGACCCCCGGCCCCCCUCGCGGUUCCACUCCGAUUUCGACGUCAUCGACGAGCUCGGGAGCGGGAGYUUCGGGAACGUCUUCAAGGCCCUCUCGCGACUCGACGGAUGCAUGUACGCCAUCAAGGUCGCCCACCGCGUCGCCAAGGGAAACAGCGACCGGGACCGGAUGCUCAAGGAGGUCUACGCGCUCUCCGCCCUCAGYGACCAGUCCGACACGGCCACCUUCCACAUCGUGCGGUACCACCAGGCCUGGAUGGAGGAACAGCGCCUCUACAUCCAGACCGAGCUCUGCACCACCACCCUGGAGGCGGCGAUGCAAGAGGCCGCGCCGGGACGACUGGACACGACGACACGCUUCAAGUGCCUGCGGGAAAUACUGCUGGCCCUGGAGUUCAUCCACGGGAACAAAAUGGUCCACCUGGACAUCAAGCCGGAAAACAUAUUCGUGAGUCCCAUUCAAUACAGCAAAAAACACGACCGGACAAAAGUCCGUUCCCCGCGCGGGUUGAGGUUGCUUCCGGUGAUUUCUCACGCCUGUCUUUUGAUUUCUUUCUUUUUUUUUGCUUUGUUGUUGCCGCUGUCCCAAACGCCAAUGCCGAUUGUUUUGUUGCGGACAAUGGGUCGGCUCGUGCAGCUGAAAAACGGCCUGUUCAAGCUGGGGGAUUUUGGAUUGGUGUCAAAGGUUUCGUCGCACGACGUCGAAGAGGGAGACUCGCGCUAYAUGUCCAUGGAACUCUUAUCGGGGGACCACAAAGACCUGACGAAGAGCGACAUUUUUUCGCUCGGAAUUGCCGUCUACGAGGUUUGUCUGGGGCGAACGAAAGCCCUGCCACCCAAUGGAGACGAGUGGCGGGCGCUGCGAUCGGGGUGCAUCGUGCYGCCGCCGUACACGMCGAACGAGCUCUUCCAGAUCAUCAAGAAAAUGAUGAACCCAACCUAUCMAGAAAGACCGUGUGCCACCGAUCUCCUAAAGCUGCCAGAACUCUUGAGCGAGGAGCAAAAACUCCUCUUCGAAGAAAGGGAAAAGGUGCUGCAAGCAAACCAGGCACUGGAAGCACAGUCCAAGAAGAUGACUCUGCUCCAUCCCUUUCCAAAACCGAGAGGACUGGUGCGCAGAAAUACCUGGUCGGCGUUUUAGUAGCCCCUUUGUGGCAGYGGAAUAGAGCGAAACCGCAUGAAUCCUAGCAAGAAUCUCCAGGCUCGCUCACCCGAUUCUUCGAUUCUUUGMGCGGUGCCCURCACUUGAGCGCUGCUGCACUUGCGUGCGGAAGGUCUGCCGUAGACGAGUUUAUUGUUGUUCCUUAAGGGGAAGUUAAAUUAGAAAUUGACU